Messenger RNA from Camellia sinensis, 576 nucleotides. The record is from RefSeq and is a predicted model, not a curated record. NCBI's taxonomy places the organism in Eukaryota, Viridiplantae, Streptophyta, Magnoliopsida, Ericales, Theaceae.
UUCAAUCUGCACCGUUUGUUUACAAUUUAUUUGUUACCGACAAUUUCUGCUUCUAACUCUACAUUGUAUGCACAGCUGAAUAUUGUUGAAGGAAAGAUGCAAUAUUUGUUUGAUGAGAGUGGCAAGCGCUAUCUUGAUGCAUUUGCUGGAAUAGUUACCGUGUCUUGUGGUCAUUGCCAUCCUCAAAUUUUGGAUGCAAUAGUGGAACAAAGCAAGCUUCUUCAGCAUGCUACAACCAUUUACCUACACCACGCCAUAGCUGAUUUUGGAGAGGCAUUGGCAUCUAAGAUGCCCGGAAACCUAAAGGUUGUGUAUUUUGUAAAUUCUGGAACCGAAGCAAAUGAAUUAGCAAUGCUAAUGGCGCGACUAUACAGUGGUAAUCUUGGUAUGAUCGCCUUGAGGAAUGCCUAUCAUGGUGGAAGUGCUGGUACAAUUGGAUUAACGGCUCUUAACACAUGGAAGUACCCAAUACCACAGGUCAGUUAUCCAUUAGAGCUUAUAAAGAUUCAUAAUUAUUUGCAGUGUUUGGUUGCCAGCCAUAAUUUAAAUUUUAAUACAUAAAUUUUAUGAUAUAUU